Cydia pomonella (codling moth) is the source of this 2029-nucleotide messenger RNA. It is a transcript of the gene CPR36, whose product is annotated as probable serine/threonine-protein kinase kinX. The record is from RefSeq and is a predicted model, not a curated record. Gene Ontology annotation, molecular function: structural constituent of chitin-based larval cuticle. Gene Ontology annotation, cellular component: chitin-based extracellular matrix. NCBI's taxonomy places the organism in Eukaryota, Metazoa, Arthropoda, Insecta, Lepidoptera, Tortricidae. The transcript is spliced from 3 exons. The coding region runs from base 1 to 1374 and encodes 457 amino acids.
AUGCUAGCCUUUAAGUUAGUUGUGUUUGCACUAGUAAUAUCUACUGGUGUAUUAGGCCGCAACACUCACAGAAUAAACACAAGACACACGCAAGCUGAAGAUGAAUACAAGUAUAAUCACCCACCGACUCCGGAAGUAGCGAUACCUGUAGCAGUGGUAUAUGAACAUGAAAGCAACCGUGAAGACAAAUCAAUCAAAGGUAAUGUAACACCAGAACAUAAUACUAACGAAGUGAGUAAAGAGCCACUUAAUUCUGAAUCUGGUGUAAAACAAGAACCCAGAACGACUGUGACAAUCAAUAAUGAUGAAAUUGAGAUAAAGAAACCAACUAACUCCGAGGAAAAAGAGCCUAAAGUAACUACUUAUAGACCUCAAAAAGAACGUCAAAUACCUGUGGCUGUUCUUUAUGAACCAGAACCGACAAAUCAAAAACCUCGUUCUAACAGAAAUAGGGCUACGAAUAGAAGUAGAAGAAUCCAAUCACCUGCAUUGGAAGAAAAACACACAGAUGAAGAAGAAAAUAUUAGCUCUAAUGCACAGGUGAACGGACAUACUGGCCCUGGUUUGAUCACCUCUUCAAACAAAAAUGAAGACUCAGGUAAGAGGCGAAAAAACCGCCGGCCUGUUCCAGAGAAGCAAACUAAUGUCAAAGAUAGCACACCUUCUACUAUCGGGGGAAAUGCAUAUAUACCUCUAAGUUCCUCAACGAUCAAAACAGAAGAGCCAAAUAAACUUCAAAAACCUACUGAUGAAGAGCCUAAAAUUCCUCUUGGAAAUACAAUCUCCCCCAAUUCAACAGUGAACGAACAAGAAAAAAUUAAUACAAGGGAAAAAAUCCAACCUGUUAGAGCAGAAAUAAAGAUGGCUAAGGAGGACAGCAAAAACCGCCCUAGUCCACCAGAAAACGGAAACACUUCCGUCCUUAAAGCUGAUAAAUCAGGACAAUCAAAUACUGACAAUCUCCAAUUACUGAAGCGUGACAACUCAACUCAAGUUCGUGAAAUAGUUCCAAUUGUUCAGUCCGAGAAUGUUGUAUUUUCACAUUCUGGCAACUUCAAAUACAGUUAUGAAGGAGGCGAUGGAACAAAAGCCUUCGAAGCGGGAGAACUCAAAACCUUUGAUGAUGACACCGCUGGAGAAGCUGUUAGUGGUGGUUUUUCUUAUACGGCUAAAGACGGUAACGAGUACAGUCUGUCGUAUACGGCAGAUGAGAAUGGCUACCGCCCCGUGGGCGCGCACCUGCCUACACCGCCACCCAUCCCGCCCGCCAUAGCUCGUGCACUUGCCUACUUAGCUACUAAGACAACUCCUGAACCAGUCACCGAAUCUUUAGCAGAACAUGACCAAAAACAUACUCGUCGAUCAUUUCCUUAACUAUUUGAACGCCAAGAACACCUAAAGUCGUGCCCACAGCGCCAAGGACAACUAUAGGUGUUUUGACGAAUGCAGUCACACUUUCCAGUAAGGUUUACAUUAGCUCCCUUGUGCCCGGGAGCUUGGCGUUUGAGUGAUGUUUGUGUUUAUGACAUAAAGCGUUCAAAGGGUUUGGACAGAAUGAGAUUUUUUUAAUGAGAGCAGAAAUGAUUUUUACAUACGUUCCUUUUUGCGACGCCAAUCAGUCCUUUUAUAUUCAUAGACCAUAACAUAGUAUGGACACAAAAAAAAACCGGAGUAACAAUGUAGUGUUAAUAUUUAAGGUCUUCAUAAAGUAUUGUCCUACAAAUUUUAUUUAUUUUACUAUCGAUUUUUUGUAACCCGGAUUUUAGGUUUGUCACCUAUGUAAACAAAAUCUAAAACCAUUCAAGGACAGAUUACAGUGGUAUUACAUUUCUGUGAGUCAUAGUACAUACGUGAUUCAUUUUUAGCGUAAAUUGAUAUCUAAUAAACGGAUGUCAUUCCUAAAUCCUCAACCUAUCUGCUCAUAUCGACUAUUUGACAUAGAUAACGGCCCUAUUCGCACUUUAAAAUACGUCCUAUCGGGCCGUAAGUCUGUGUUUAUGUGACGACGAAGUUCUUUGAAGGUAAUUCA